Messenger RNA from Sardina pilchardus (European sardine), 848 nucleotides. It is a transcript of the gene myl4, whose product is annotated as myosin, light chain 4, alkali; atrial, embryonic. Bases 70 to 636 code for a protein of 188 amino acids. Gene Ontology annotation, molecular function: calcium ion binding. The transcript is spliced from 7 exons. NCBI's taxonomy places the organism in Eukaryota, Metazoa, Chordata, Actinopteri, Clupeiformes, Clupeidae. The record is from RefSeq and is a predicted model, not a curated record. Gene Ontology annotation, cellular component: myosin II complex.
GUCUCCCCCUCUCUCUCUGUCGCUCAUUCUCUUUAUCACUCCAUCUCCCAGACUUGCCUGUUCAAGACAAUGGCCCCCAAGAAGCCUGAGCCCAAGAAGGAGGCAGCCAAGCCUGCCGCCCCUCCCGCGGAGCCAGAGACGCCCAAGGAGCCGGACUUUGACCCCAAGAGCGUCGCUAUUGAAUUUAAUGCUGAUCAGAUUGAUGAGUUUAAGGAGGCCUUCAUGCUGUUUGACCGAACUCCUAAAGGCGAUAUGAAGAUCUCGUACGCUCAGUGCGGUGACGUCAUGAGGGCACUGGGUCAGAAUCCCACCAACGCAGAGGUCAUGAAAGUACUGGGCAAACCCAAACCUGAAGAGAUGAACAGCACUCUGAUCGACUUUGAGACCUUCCUGCCAAUGUUCCAGCAUAUCUCCAAGUCAAAGGAUAGGGGCACAUUUGAGGACUUUGUGGAGGGGCUGCGUGUCUUCGACAAGGAGGGCAACGGCACAGUCAUGGGAGCAGAGCUUCGCCAUGUGCUCGCCACACUGGGUGAGAAGAUGACAGAGGGAGAGGUGGAGCAGCUGAUGUCAGGACAGGAAGAUGGCAGUGGCUGCAUCAACUAUGAAGCAUUCGUUAAACACAUCCUGGCUGGCUGAAUGAAUGGCACAAUCAUGCUGGUCUUAUAACUCAUAAGGAUCAAAGUCUUCCUGGAUAGAGAACUCCCAUCAUCUUUGUGAUCUAUUUCCUGUCUUUUCCUGUUUGUGUCCUCUUACUGUAAAAAAAACAUUACCUGUUCUUUCACAAAGUCUUUCCUUUUUUAAUUUAUUUUCUGUUUUUGUUUGGUGCUUCAAAUAAAAUGUCAGCCUAA